Molecule: messenger RNA, 1539 nt
Organism: Bufo bufo (common toad)
Lineage: Eukaryota; Metazoa; Chordata; Amphibia; Anura; Bufonidae
Gene: DPAGT1
Product: dolichyl-phosphate N-acetylglucosaminephosphotransferase 1
Exons: 9
Coding region: 64-1272 (402 amino acids)
Biological process (GO): dolichol-linked oligosaccharide biosynthetic process; protein N-linked glycosylation
Cellular component (GO): membrane
Molecular function (GO): UDP-N-acetylglucosamine-dolichyl-phosphate N-acetylglucosaminephosphotransferase activity
Source: RefSeq, a predicted model, not a curated record
GCACUUCAGUGGUGACUGCGCUGAGUUGGUGAAGCCGGAAGUGUCGGCUGCUGCAGGGGGAAGAUGCCGGCGGUGCCGCUGCUGGUGAAUGUCGGGUUGUCGCUGCUGGGCGGCCUGGCUACAGCUGCUCUCAUCCCGGCUUUCCAGGACCACUUCAUCGCGGCCAGACUGUGCGGGAGAGACCUGAACAAGAAGGAGAAGAAGGAGAUCCCAGAGUCUCUAGGAGUGAUCAGCGGCGCCGUGUUCCUGCUCAUCCUCUUCUUCUUCAUCCCUGUGCCGUUUCUCAGCUGCUUCAUUGAAGAGAAGUGUAAAGAGUUCCCACAUCAUGAGUUAGUUGCUCUGAUCGGAUCUCUACUUGCCAUUUGUUGUAUGAUUUUUCUCGGCUUCGCCGAUGAUGUCCUGAGUCUACGCUGGCGACAUAAACUGCUCUUGCCCACAGCAGCAUCGCUGCCAUUACUAAUGGUCUACUUCACUACUUUUGGUAACACUACCAUCGUGGUGCCCAAACCCUUCAGGCCAAUUCUCGGGCUUCAUGUGGACUUGAGUCUCCUGUAUUAUGUGUACAUGGGGAUGCUGGCAGUAUUUUGUACUAAUGCCAUCAACAUCCUGGCAGGAAUCAAUGGUUUAGAGGCCGGUCAGUCGUUGGUCAUUGCUGGUUCCAUAAUAAUCUUUAAUAUUGCAGAACUGAAUGGUGACUGCCGUGAUGACCAUCUCUUUUCGCUCUACCUUAUUAUUCCUUUCUUUUUCACCACAUUGGGCUUGCUGUACCAUAACUGGUAUCCUUCCAGAGUCUUUGUUGGCGAUACGUUUUGUUACUUUGCCGGUAUGACGUUUGCUGUGGUCGGCAUCAUUGGACACUUUAGUAAAACCAUGCUGCUAUUCUUCAUUCCCCAAGUGCUGAACUUCUUAUAUUCAUUGCCACAGUUACUGAAUAUAAUCCCGUGUCCUCGUCAUCGCCUACCAAGGUUUGACCCCAGCACAGGAAUGCUGAAUAUGAGCUACUCUAAAUUCAAGGCAAAAGAUCUGUCAGAAAUUGGAGCUCUUUUUAUAAAGGUUGCUGAAGCUCUUCACGUGGUUGAUGUCAGACACCAGGUGGGUGACACAGAAUUCAUGGAGAUCAGUAAUCUCACCCUGAUAAACUUUGUGCUGAAGAUUAUUGGGCCAACGAAAGAGAAAAACCUCACGCUGCUCUUACUUAUGAUCCAGGUUCUAGGAAGCGGCUGCGCCUUCUUAAUCCGGUACCAGUUGGUUCGGCUCUUCUACGAUGUGUGACAUCCAGCACGGACUGUACUUGAAUGGUUCCCAGUGAUCUUGCUGUUUCUUUACAGCCGUCCCUAGGAUAUGACCGACUGGUGACUUUUGUCGGAGAAGCGAUCACACAGUUAAAAGUGGGGUCCAUCCUCCUUUUUUGCAGCUAUGCACUUAACAUUUUUGGUGUACCCGGAGCGGGUGCUAGUACGUUGGCCAAGUUGUUUUGAAGGAACUAAAGCAGGAUAUUUGUUCAUUGUAAAAUAUUAAAAGGUUUAUGUUUUUAUUGAA